UCCAACGCGUGAGCCGUGUUUAUCUUCAAUUAUAGAGUUCUUCUCCACCUUCAUAACAUUGAGAGCAAUUAUUUUUCUACCAUUAAAGGAUAAAGAAUAAACUGAAAAGGGGAAGGAUCGAGGAGUCUAUCGGUUUUUCGGGUUGAUUGAGCCCCGGUGAGGCGAAUUGUGGCCUCAAUCGAGGCCACGUUCCGCCCCUGACAUUUGGGAUUAUUCAGUGCCAUUUUGUACUCAACGGUUUUACCGUAAAACGAAAAAAUAACAAUUCUUUAACAAUUUUGGGAUUAAGUGAUAUAUGAAGGAUUUUGUGAGGACGAAAUAAUAAUAGAUAAAUCGAGAUUAUCAUUGAUAAGUGAGAUGAUGAGUGCAUGGUUGAGAGAAUUGAAUAUGCGUGGAGAAGGGUCAUUACAGUUUGUGUUGGAGAGGUCGGAAGACGUGCGUGCGUGAAUGCGCGCGUGCCCCCGUACCCAUGCCCAAACCCUAGGGAAUUUCAUUUUUCUCCACAGUGAACCCUUCACUUAUUUUGGCUAUUAGGCAACACAACCUUUAGUUGUAUAUUUAAUGCACAUGUCGAUGCAGAGUGUCGAGUGUAUCCCCUGAUAUUCUCUAAAUCAUCACAAUAAAUCACUUCAAUCUCGCUAUUAUUGUUGUGUACAAGUUACUUGAACGUAAAUAAUCCUUGAGUACAGAGACAGUGUGGUGGGGAGGGAGAAGUUCUUGAUAUCGAUCACUGGUGUAUAUUGAGAAGAGCCCCGAGGAGCCUCGUGGCUUCAGAGACGUCAAUACUACAUUUCAACAAAAUGAACGAAAUGGGCAAACUGUUUAAUCCGUUGGAGGAUGAUAUUCACAUUGAUCAUCGGAGUUGCUGCAAUUCCCCUAAUAAUGUCAAGGGGAUAGAACAAAGUAUCGGUGACAUGCAGUAAAAUUAUCUAUGUGGAAGAGUGCCUCCUUCGCGACUAAGGGGAUAUUAAUGAAAAAUUGGCUUUGCUGAAGAUUUGAUAACUGAAAAUAACAAUAAAACUUGGCAAACCAAAGACAACAAAUUCGUGACAAACAUUGAAAAAUACUGAGAUUACGGAGAAAGAAGAAGAAUACAAAAAGAGUAAUCCUUCAGGAUGGAAACCAAGUCUUCCAUGUACUGAUUAUUUCUAUUGAAAAAUUCAUUUGAGGGAUCAGUCGACGAUAAUAAAAAUCUUAAAUAGAGAUAAAAUAAAGUUUGACAUUUGAAGAAAGAAGAGAGGCAUGGUAUCGAGGUACGGUGUCGCGAAGGAGGGCGCCGUGGGUGUAGCUGUUGGGGUUGGACCCAUGCACUGUCUACUACCUCACUGUGGUGGACCCCAUCAUCAUCUGUCUCCACAUCAUCCACAGAAUCCAAAUCACAAUCAUGUACAUACGCAUAAUCAUCAGCCACCACCUUCACAGCAGCCUCUAAGUCCUCAUGCUCCGCACAUUGGACAGAUGAAUCAUGGCCAGCAUCAGUUGACCAUCAAUAUUGGCCAUCAUCCUCAGCAACAGCAACAGCAACAGCAACCUCAAGGACAGCAUCAACAGGGACCCCCGCAGUAUCGAAUCGUCACGGCAAAUCCUCGAUCAGAAUUUCAUGUACCUGGACAGAAUUACGGUGCCCAACCAGGGGCUCAGGUGGGUGGUGGUGGGGGAAAUAUAGGUGUACCUGGUGGUAGAAGUCCUUCACUAGGUGGUAUUCCCCAAAUUGGUCAAGGUACGCCUGGCAUACAGCCCGGUGGUCAGCAACAGCCUCCACAACCGCCGACACCCGGUGUACAGCAACAGCAGCCACAAGGCCCUGCACAAACUACAACACCACCGGUUCAUACACCAUCUCCACAAGAGAUGAAUAAACAAGGCCAUUUACAGGCGCAACCGCCCUCCCUGCAACCACCCUUCGUGCCCAAUCAGACAAGACCUGUUACACAGAAUUUCUAUCAAAUGGGAGCGAGACAACCACAAACCAGGAAUAUUCAUCGUGGUAAUCAGGGGGGUACUCCACAUGUUGUUGCAAUACCUAAUGUGACCACAAGUACUGGGCAACCCCAAGCCCUGUAUCAACAAAACAUCGCGGCAUCUUCGAUGUACCUUUCUGGACAGGUUCCCAGCCUUUCACAAGCGCCGGGUUAUCCAAUGAAUAAUCAUAUGCAACCUCUCCUUGCCUAUCCCUCACAACAGAGGCAUCCAUCGCAUCAAUCGCCGCCAUUCUUCCCAGGAUACCCACCCCAUUCGCUUCUACCUCCAAAUGUAUAUGGUGGAUAUGCAACUGGGCCUCAACAAUGGAACUUUUAUCCAACUCAUACGCCACCCAAUUCGUCGAUAAAUUUAAAUCGAGCAAGUACUAAUCCCGUUAGUGGAGGUGGUCAAAAUGUAGGAGGCCCGCUGGUCGGGGCUCAAGGUACGGCCGGUGUACCACAAGGUACAUUGCAGCAACAACAACAACCACCACCGCAACCCAUACCACCAAUGGCCAUGCCACUACAACAACCAACUUAUCCGGGUCACAAUCGUGGUGCACAAACUCCCGUAAAUACGUUUCAAAAAGUGCCAAUGCGGGCACACGCCAUAAUGGACAUUGUGAAUCCACAGACAGGUGAAAAUGUAGCCGGCGAGAUAUACAGAAAUGCCGCAGCUCCCGAAGAAACAAAACCCCGUGAGACUCCACAACCGCAGAAUUCGGCAAUAGCAGCCGAAUUCGCAUCGCGUGUCGCGAAAGCGGCUAGUGAAAGUGGCGAUAAUUCACCGUCGGAACUUAAUCAUACGCCUUCAUCAUCGACAACAGCACCGAGUCCAACAAACGUUAAAACCCAAAUAAAUUCUAGCAAAGAUCCUAUCCAUAACCAAUCAAAUAAUGCUCCUCUGACGCCUAUAAAGUCAAAUCCUCCUCGAUCCCAAAAUAUCGAUAGUCAAUCAAGUGCUCAAGAAACGUCUCAAGUUGAGAUUGAGUCGAAGCCAGUGGCCUCGGUAGCCAAAGACUGGCCACGUAAUGAUACAAAACAGCCGACUAUUUAUCAUAAUGAGCACCAAACACCUCUUCUUACUAAUAAAGAGAAUAUUCUCCCCCAACAGUCCUCUCCAAUUCCCCCAGUGGCAACAAUUGAGUCUGACGUUAAGAGUUCAGCUCCAGCUACAACUACAGCCACAACCACAGAUCCAAUUCCUUCUCAAAUUGAAAAUACUGCCCCACAACCUGCCCGAGAGUCCUUAUCAUUGACCAAGACACCGACGAGCUCACCACCAAGACGGAAACCUCAUCAACAACAGCAGAGUUCAGCUCAAGUCGCCUUUACUGGCAUAAGUACUGGUGACUCUGUCACUGUGACCACCUCAACGCUUUGUACUCCAGCUGCUGAGCCUGUCAAAGAACAGCAGGAGAGGGAAAGCAGUGAGAAGAGUCUUCCUCCCAAGGAGAUUGUUUCCAGUUCAACUAUUAAUCAGGCUGAACAACAGCAACACUUGCAGAAAAAUGGGGAGCCUGCCGAUAAAAUUGAUGAGACUAAGGCUGAUCAAAAAUCUGCAGAUGGCAAGGGUAACCAAAAACAGAGAGGUAAGAUUAAACCUAAAGCCCGUGAUCUCAAUCGCAAGGGUGCGGAGAAAGAGGGUACAGAUAUGGAUGCCUUCGCAGUACCCCAAUCAGUGAAAACUGAUGGUAAAAAUCAGCAGGAGCAUCCCCAUGAAGAUCAGCCAACGAAGGCUGUCUGCAGUACGGAAAGUAAAAUAGAGACACCUGAAGAGAAGCCAGACUCUGAGCCAGAGCCGACGAUAGAAGUUGACCAAGAGGAGAGCAUCAAGUCAGAGGUUUUGAAAGAAACUCCUGAGACUCAGCAAUCAGAAAAGAUUGUUCAAAACCAUAAAGAUCCUAGCAAAGAAUCAACUCCAACGAUUGAAGACAGCAAUAAGUCCUCGAUUAUUGCUGAUAAAUGUGUCAAUGAUGUGGUUGAUCAUGCUAGCAUGACAGACGUCAGUGAUGUUGAAGCUAUUGUUGCCCAGAAGAAUGAGGAGAAUGCCAAAGUCUCUGGUUUGUCUCGUGCCCCGAGCGAAACCAAGACUCUACCUAUGGCAGAUAAGCAGAAUGAGAAUGAGCCACCAAAUCAGCCUGAAUCUAAAGCUCCCCUGCAAUUGAAAUAUCAGUAUGAAGAUGAUCAGUGGAGUCCAAAAAAUAUUGCUGGAAAGAAACGAUAUGGGAGGGAUCUCCUCAUGAAACUCCAAGAAGACCCGAAAAGUCAAGUUAGGCCCCCAAAUUUACUUGACUUAGAAGUCGUUCUCAAGGAUAGCACGAGGCAACCCACUAGGAAUGUCGUUGAUUUGAGUGCGUAUAAGGGAAAUAGGACACACGAAACUCUCUUCCCUGGCUUUGCCAAAUAUUCAUUCAAUGCUAAACUGCCACCUCCUCCGAAUAAAAAGAGUUACCAAGGCAGUAAGAAACCGUCUAAACCAAAUGUGAUUCAUUUAUCGCUUUCGUUGCGCGAGGAUGUAAAACUACGAGAGACUGAGAAUGCAUGGAAGCCAACAAUCUUGAAGAGUGAGAUGCUGCCGGCUGAUGAGGCUAAAUCUCAAAUUCUUUACAAAAAAGUAAGGAGCGUGUUGAAUAAACUGACACCACAGAAAUUCAACACACUAGUUAAUCAAGUUAGAGCGUUAGAGAUUGAUACACAGGAGAGGCUACAGGGUGUUAUUGAUUUGGUAUUCGAAAAAGCAGUGGAUGAGCCCAAUUUUUCAGUUGCAUAUGCAUUGAUGUGCAAGGAAUUGAGUGGUAUGAAAGUGUCAACAGGAGACAAGAGAGUUGAUGAAAGUGGCAAGAACUUGGAAAUCUACGUUGAUUUUCGUAAAUUGUUGCUGACACGUUGUCAAAUAGAAUUUGAAAAGAAUCUGGUUGAUGAAUCAUCGAGAGCAGCUAAAGUACUAGAAAUUGAGAAUACAGCAGAUCCAGAAAAGAAGAAAGAGCUUCAGUUCAAUCUUUCUGAGGAAGACAGAAGAUUACGAAUGAAAUCCGUUGGAAAUAUUCGAUUCAUUGGUGAACUGUAUAAACAGGACAUGCUUAUAGCGAAAAUUAUGCACACAUGUGUCAGUCAUCUUCUCGCAACACCUGACGAGGAGAACCUCGAGUGUCUUUGUAAAUUAUUAACUACAAUUGGUAAAACAUUGGAGCCUAAGAGUGAACCUGCUAUGUUUUCUGGGUAUUUCAAUCAACUAGCAGAAUUAUCAAGUAAGAGAGCAACUAAGAAAAUCAGUUCCCGAGUGAGGUUCAUGAUUCAAGAUGUCAUCGACUUGAGGGCUAGUCAAUGGAUACCUAGGAGAGAUGAUAGUAAUCCCAAGACUAUGGAUCAAAUUCAAAAGGAGGCCGAGUCUGAAAGAUUAGAAAUUCAAAUGAACAAUAGUACACCUAUAAAUACACCAAGGAGGGAUGAUCGUAAUAAUGACAGAAGAAGAAAUCGUGGAGGUGGUAGUGGUGUUGGUGGUGUUGGCGGUGUUGGCGGAGGUAGUGCUGGAUAUGACGAUGGAUGGAUUGUCGCUCCAUUUGGAAAAACUAGUAGGCAGCCAUAUGCGGUGGAAGUAUCAAAAUUGAAUGCCAAGUCACUUCCACUUGAAGAAACCAAAUUGGGCAGUAGAACCGCAUAUAUUUUUGGUGGAUCUGCAGCGGCUGCUAAACCAAAUACACUCGGAACUAAUAAGUAUGCUCCUCUUGAGGAUUUGGAGCAGGACAAGCAAAGAGUGACACCUCAAUUACCAGGGUCGAGAUCGACCGGUGCAAGAGAAUAUGGCAGAGCCGAUCAAUACAAAGCAUGGGAAGGUCGAGGUUCAAGAAAUGGUGGUCACAUGAAUAGCAGCAGUAGCAUGUCAUCGAGUCGUGAGGGUUCACUUCCGGAGGCAGCUCGUAGUCAAAGUGUUUCAAUGCCUACGUCAUCAAUGAAAUAUAAAAUACCUGCCUCAAUAGCAAUGCCUAGUAAUCCAGUUAGCAAGCCUCCCCAAACUGAGGAACAAUUGAAAACAAUCAUCAGGUCUGUCCUGGAUAAGUGCAAUGGCCCCCAGACCGAUGCAUUCAUUGCGGGUGCUGUUAAAAUAAUGAAAGAGCAUUUUGACAAUUCCACUUAUCCAUUCUUUAUACGAGAGACAUUGAAUUCAAUAUUGGAAAAACCUGCUCCGUUUAGACAGCGAUUUUCAGGCCUUUAUGCUCACAUGAUAAAUAAUAAUACGAUUCCCCUGUCGCUAUUCCAAUCUGAAUAUGAGAAAUAUUUGGAAGCAGCCGACGACCUAGUCAUUGAUAUUCCCAGAUGCUGGACGUAUUUUGCGGAAGUUCUAUCGGAAAUGAUUUACCUUGGCGCCCAUUCGCUGGAAGAGCUGAAAAAGACUACGGUGGUGCUCAAAUCUAUGGGUAGCUGUGGGAAACUAGUAGGUGAGCUGUUGAGCAAGCUUGCUAAGGAUUUAGGACCCAAAGUAGUAGCUGAUAAAUGGGACCAAAGUGGACUGCGAUGGAAUGACCUCGUUGAUCCAUCACUUGAAAAUCCAGACGAUAUUGUUGAGAAAUAUAAGCUUGAAUUUCUUACGUCUGACUGUAUUGGUACUGAAAAAUGUUCUGGUGCUGGUUUAACGCUCGAUCAAAUUCAUGAUCAAUUGGUUAACUUAAUGCGCGGCAGCCAUUUUGACAACAUUACCAGUUGGAUUUUGGCGAAUGUUGGUGGAAGGUCCAAACAGCCACAAUUUAUACGAAUCCUGGUGACAGCUAUUCUAGAGGUUUCUAUGGAAAUAAUACCUGCUACUGCAACCACCGCGGCAUCCUGGAAACUUAAUAGUGAAACUUUUAAGAGUUUACUACCUUUAAUAACUCGCUUCGUGGACACAGAGCCACACCUCGAGCUCCAGUGUUUAUUCGCUGUUCAAGCCUACGUUCACAAAUUGGAGCAUCCCCAAGGAGUUUUAGGUAAUGUAAUCGACGCCUUAUAUGAAGGUAGUAUAAUCUCCGACGAUGCCUUCCUCUCGUGGCAACAAUGCACAGACCCAGUCGAGAUGAUGGGCCAUGCAGUGGUUGUUAAAGCCCUCACAUCAUUCUUCGUUAACCUUAAGGAAAAUCUCGAUGAGUCCAGUGAGGAGGCAUGAGAGCACAUCAACACAUCAACACUUGGUAGCUCCAAUAAAUGAUGAUCAAUUGAUGGAAUAAAAAGAAAUGAAAAAAAACGCAGGGACGAGUCAAGAGUCACUCCACGUUUUUUCCAUCCCCAACAAUCGGUUGUAAACACCUGAGUUAUAGACGCCGGUUAUUCUUUCGUUGUUGCAUUCAUUGUGACAUUGACGAAAAUGCUCAACUCGUCUCCUCGACUCGUGUCUUCAAGAGAACCCGUGCUAAAAUAAAAAAAAAACAAAAACAAAAAAAAACUUUAUAUUUUUUAGAAAAAACACUUCGUACACAUUAUAAUGAAAAAAAAAAUAUAUAACGAAAAAUGUUUCUCUUCAUUACCAACAAAUGUGAGGCCAAAUUGCUGGGAAUGUUUUCAAAUGAAAACUUUUCAACAUUAAAUUAUUAAGUGAACCAUUCAAAUAUGAAUAAUAUUGUGACAAGUGGGGAUUUAUGCGAGGCUGUCUGUAUUAUAGUCUAGGACGAGGCAAACAUGAAGAUUUAGACGGGUUAGAAUGAACGAAAUUGAGUUAUUAUUAUAAUAAAGAAAUUGAAGGAAUAAAAACGGAAUGUGAGCGAGAGAGAAA
Fopius arisanus is the source of this 7704-nucleotide messenger RNA. It is a transcript of the gene Eif4g, whose product is annotated as eukaryotic translation initiation factor 4 gamma 3. Lineage: Eukaryota; Metazoa; Arthropoda; Insecta; Hymenoptera; Braconidae. Gene Ontology annotation, cellular component: eukaryotic translation initiation factor 4F complex. The transcript has 16 exons. The record is from RefSeq and is a predicted model, not a curated record. Bases 1243 to 7101 code for a protein of 1952 amino acids. Gene Ontology annotation, molecular function: mRNA binding; translation initiation factor activity; protein binding.